UUUCGGGCGGGCAGUCGCAUUAUAAGGGUCGGGUCUAUUAUUUGCGAUGGCGAGCAGCGGCAGCAGCGGCUUGACGGCGAUGCUUCAGGGCCAACACACUCCUGCCGGCUGGGAUGUCUCUGCCGGCAGCCCCCGCGUGUCGGUCGCCUGUUCCUGGGAGUGUCGGAGCGACCUGGCGAGGGUUCUCCUCGUCGUCCCGGCGGGGGGACUCGAGGCGGGGGAGCUUUCUGAGCCAUCCUCGAGCGGGUGAGGGAGGGGAAGGGGGUCGACCGAAGGGUAGGUGGCGGGCCGAGGAGUAGGCCGGAGCUGCAAAGGCCGCCUCGGCAGGAUGGUUGAGUUCUUUCCAGGCUCACCCUUCUGGGUUUAGGAGCCCGUAGUUGUUUAGUUCGGGGGUGGGCUGUGGCCUGAAACUUGCAAACCACGGUUUAUGUGUGAAUCCAGUCGGUUGGGGUUUGCUGACUGAACCAUGCUCCAGACAAACUUAAAACCACUGAAAUAGCGGGACUGGAUUCAUUCGUGGCACUAAACGUAGGGGUUUGUCUUAGCAGGUGGGGAAGGGAGGGGGAGAAGCAAUUUGUGGUGUCCUGAGCAAAUUUUUGUGUUCUCUGGCGCCCCCUCCAACAUCUUGCAGCAGAACUGCUGGAAAUUAGCCAUAUGUUUUCUUGCUGUUUUACGUACUUACCCAAAAUCAAGCUAUUCUAUUUUGGAAUAAGCCUCAUUAUGUGCAAUGUUGGGGGAAAAAAGUAAGAAAUAAUUAGCAAAAUAAACGAAAGGCAGAAGAUGAAAGAAAAUCUAACUCAAUGUUUACAUUCACUACGUCACUCCGUAUCUGUCUAAUCCAUCCUUGCUUCUAUCACCCCCGUUCUUGCCAUUGCUUUUAGUUUUUUAAACUUCUCUACCUCCCUCUUUUCAAGUUCUCAUCACCUGCAUCCAGUCACAACUUUCUUGGGCUUACCUUUCUGCUGGACCUGUUCUAUCUUCCUUUUUAGAUUUGUUUCAUGCUUGGCCCUCAUUCAACCUCUCUUUACAGGUAGUCCUUGUUUAAUGACCACUUGUUCAGCAACCAUUCAAAGUUAUGAUGGCACUGAAUAAGGAGACUUUCAACUGGUCCUCAUAGUUGUGGCUAUUGGAGCAUCCCUGCAGUCACGUGAUUGCGAUUCAGGCGCUUAGCAACUGGCUUGCAAUUACGAUGGUCACAGCUUCCCAUGGUCAUGUGAUCACCAUUUGCAGCCUUCACUACUGGCUUCGGACAAGCAGUGUCAGUAGGGAAGCUGGUAGGAGGUUGCAAAUGGCGAUCAUGUGACACCACACCUAAUGACCAUGUGGGAUUCGCUUAACAACGGCAACCAGAACUGCUGCAACAGCCAUUGUAAGUCAGCAUGGUUACAUGAUGUCAUGCUUUACAACUGUGUUGCUUUGCAAUGGAGUUGUCAGUCCCAGUUACCGUUUGUUAAGCGAGGACUACCUGUAUAAUCAAUCCAUCUCAACAUACCUCUUUAAUACUUGUCUCUCACUUUUGUAUUCAGUCCAUAUUCAUCAUUAGUGCUUCAUUCUUGGCUGUAUAAGAACUCCAGUGCAGAUCCUAAAAUAAACUAGACAGAUUUAAACAUAAGCACACACACAAAAUAAUAUCACAAUAUAUCCUUAUUUUGGAAAAGAGAAAAUUCCGACCCCAACUACUUACCAUACGUACAACAUAUCCACAGUGGUUUUUGGAGGAGAUGGCCCCUUUAAGGCCUAUGUAAGAUUUUAGCCAUGGGAUAAAUAUUUUCAGAUUUUUGUCAUGUAUUGUACAUUUGAAAUGUUUACUUCCCAGAAAUAUUGGUGUUCAAAUGCAUAACUUAAGAUAACCUUUCCCCCUUAUUCAGUCACAAUGUUGUCGUUCUUGAAGGACAAAUAAAUGAUGACAGUGUAGUUCCCUGUUAUACUCUACUUGCACUGUGAUCCAUGUGGAUCUGAAGAAAUUGUCAGUCUUAGUAUUGUAAGAGAAGCAAGGAACAUGGAAGUCUACUUAGGAGAUGAAUACUAUGCAACUGGAAGGGGAGAGAAAGUCUUUACUGUCAAACACGGCAGCAAAAGUGACCAGGUUUCAUUAUACAAAAAGUAUCUUAAAUUGGAGUGCUCCACAGUUUCUUGUAAGAUUAAGCUAUUGUCCAUCAGUGAAAAACAAAGAGUACUCAUCAAUAAAAUCAUAGUACAAGUCCAGUCGGCUUGUGCAAAAACUGUGCCAAGUGUUGCUACAUUAGGAUCGGGAAUAGACCUAGACCAAGUACAAACUAUAAUGGAAUCAAUGGGAUCCAAAUUGUCACCUGGGGCACAACAACUCCUGGAUAUGGUUCGUUUUCAACAGAAGAAUGGAAUUUCUUUUGGAGGCAAGUUACAAACCAUCUUGGGAAGAAAUGGAUUUGUGUUUGGAAAAAGUCAUACCAUUGAUGGGUUGAAGAAGGCAGCUGACUUUGGAAGAUUAGACCACUUGUCCAAUGGACCUUCUCUUUUAAAAGCUAAUUUGGCAGCUAAAACAGCCAUAGAGGAUUUAAAUACACACUCCAAGAUGAGCAAACAGGUUCUUACUACAGGUAACAUUUUUGAGUUUCCUGGACUUCAGGCUCCACAGCCUUGUGCUGUAUGUUCUGAAAGUAACUGUAAAGGGAUUCUCUCCCCAUUUUUGCAAGAGCAAGGAAAUGAAAAUUCAAAUAUGCCCAAUUCCACAUUGCUGCUUCCACUUCUUCAAACGUUAUGUGGUCAAGUAGAUCGUCUAUGUGUAGAUGAAAAGAAUAAAUGCUGCGAAAAGACUUCUGCUUCUGAGGAGGAUGGAAUUCAAACCGUUGGUUUAGAACAGCAGCGUAUUUGUCUGUAUUUGGAAAAGUUCAUGUCCAAAAAGAUGGAGCUGACAGAAAAGAGAUUAAUGGACUAUAUUGAUCUACGUAUGCAAAAACUUCAGGAACAUGUUGAUAAUAAACUUGCUGCAAUAGUAGAUUUGGUAAAUAAUUUGCAUAUUGUUUCUCAAGAACAUGGUCCUUUGAAAGAAGAAAAAACAAAUGGGAAGAGGUAGGAAAUCUUUGACAAAUCAAAGACCUCAGUAUGCUUUGUAAGGACAGGUCUGUAUUGUGCAAACUUUUUGCUUAUAAGCUUGUAAACAUUAACACCUCAGACUGUACUUUUUCUGUAAUUUUGCAAGUAUUAUACCCUUAUGUUAAUUGUUAUAUAUCUGUAAUGUGCAAAAUAAGUAUUUUUUACCUUUCAGAGAAUUUUCUACAUCUGCUUCUGAUCUAUUUAUUGAUAAAUAUUUAAAAAUUAGCGUGAUAAGUGCCCUAUUAAAUUAUCUUGAACCACUCUAAAUAAAAUACUUUGCAGCUUUAUCACUAUUUAACUAGUUUCUUAUAUUUUAAUGUAGGGCAAUAUAGCAUAAAAUAAUUAACUUAUAUCCAUUAAUUUUGGGUUCUUAAUUAAUGCUCAGCCUUGGAGAAAAGCAAAUGAAUUAAGGGAAAGGAGUCAGUGUAUUUCAGUGAUACAUACAUGCUGUAUCUCGGUUUGUUGGCCAUACAGAACUUCUAAAUGUUUCAACAUGUAUUUGCUCUAAUCUUACUCUGCAUCUAUUCAUCUCUAUCUGACAUCUGUUCAUGGAUUAAUAUUAUGCAUAUGAUACAUUUUUGAAGUAGAGAAAUAGAAUCCAGUGAUUUCUGACAUCAGAAAAACGUAAUUUUUCCACAAUA
Candoia aspera is the source of this 3713-nucleotide messenger RNA. Its product is annotated as ATPase PAAT-like. Bases 2000 to 3052 code for a protein of 350 amino acids. The transcript has 5 exons. The record is from RefSeq and is a predicted model, not a curated record. Lineage: Eukaryota; Metazoa; Chordata; Lepidosauria; Squamata; Candoiidae.